Molecule: messenger RNA, 3502 nt
Organism: Pterocles gutturalis (yellow-throated sandgrouse)
Lineage: Eukaryota; Metazoa; Chordata; Aves; Pterocliformes; Pteroclidae
Gene: SF3B1
Product: splicing factor 3b, subunit 1, 155kDa
Exons: 22
Biological process (GO): spliceosomal complex assembly
Cellular component (GO): U12-type spliceosomal complex; catalytic step 2 spliceosome; U2 snRNP
Molecular function (GO): mRNA binding
Source: RefSeq, a predicted model, not a curated record
AUAUUGAAGCACAAAUUCGAGAAAUUCAAGGAAAAAAGCCUGCUCUUGAUGAAGCACAAGGAGUAGGCCUUGAUUCCACAGGAUAUUACGAUCAAGAAAUUUAUGGUGGCAGUGACAGCAGGUUUGCUGGAUACGUCACUUCUAUUGCAGCAACUGAAUUGGAAGAUGAUGAUGAUGACUACCCUUCUACGAGUUUGCUUGGCCAGAAGAAGCCAGGGUACCAUGCUCCAGUGGCAUUGCUUAAUGACAUACCACAGUCUACUGAACAGUAUGAUCCUUUUGCAGAACACCGUCCUCAAAAGAUUGCGGAUCGGGAAGAUGAGUACAAAAAGCACAGGCGGAUGAUGAUAAUUUCCCCUGAGCGUCUUGAUCCUUUUGCAGAUGGAGGGAAGACACCAGAUCCUAAAAUGAAUGCCAGAACGUACAUGGAUGUUAUGCGUGAACAGCAUUUAACAAAAGAAGAGAGGGAAAUUAGGCAACAACUAGCUGAAAAAGCUAAGGCUGGAGAGCUUAAAGUGGUCAAUGGAGCCGCAUCUCAGCCACCUUCAAAACGCAAACGGCGUUGGGAUCAGACAGCUGAUCAGACUCCUGGUGCUACACCUAAAAAGUUAUCCAGUUGGGAUCAAGCAGAGACUCCUGGACAUACGCCAUCUCUGCGAUGGGAUGAAACUCCAGGCCGUGCAAAGGGUAGCGAAACUCCUGGUGCCACCCCAGGCUCGAAAAUAUGGGAUCCAACUCCCAGUCAUACACCAGCAGGAGCUGCCACACCUGGACGGGACACACCUGGUCAUGCAACACCAGGCCAUGGAGGUGCCACUUCCAGUGCACGUAAAAAUCGAUGGGAUGAAACACCUAAAACAGAAAGAGAUACGCCGGGACAUGGUAGCGGAUGGGCUGAGACACCUCGUACGGAUAGAGGUGGUGACUCCAUUGGUGAGACACCAACCCCAGGAGCAAGUAAGAGAAAGUCGCGAUGGGAUGAAACACCUGCUAGCCAGAUGGGUGGCAGCACUCCUGUUCUGACACCUGGAAAAACACCCAUUGGUACACCAGCUAUGAACAUGGCAACUCCUACACCAGGUCAUAUUAUGAGCAUGACUCCUGAACAGCUGCAGGCUUGGCGUUGGGAAAGGGAAAUUGAUGAGAGAAACAGACCGCUUUCUGAUGAAGAAUUGGAUGCUAUGUUUCCAGAAGGAUAUAAGGUUCUUCCCCCGCCAGCUGGUUAUGUACCUAUUCGCACACCGGCUCGUAAACUUACAGCAACUCCAACACCUUUGGGUGGUAUGACUGGAUUCCACAUGCAGACAGAAGACCGGACUAUGAAGAGUGUUAAUGACCAGCCAUCUGGCAAUCUUCCAUUCCUAAAACCAGAUGAUAUCCAAUACUUUGAUAAACUGCUGGUUGAUGUUGAUGAAUCAACUCUGAGUCCUGAAGAACAGAAAGAGAGAAAAAUAAUGAAAUUACUUCUGAAAAUAAAGAAUGGCACACCUCCUAUGAGAAAGGCUGCAUUGCGACAAAUUACUGAUAAAGCUCGGGAAUUUGGAGCAGGACCAUUGUUUAAUCAGAUUCUGCCUCUGCUGAUGUCACCAACGCUUGAAGAUCAGGAGCGUCACUUGCUUGUCAAAGUCAUUGACAGAAUUCUUUACAAACUGGAUGACUUGGUCCGACCAUAUGUACACAAGAUUCUUGUUGUCAUUGAACCAUUGCUGAUUGAUGAAGACUACUAUGCUAGAGUGGAAGGCAGAGAAAUUAUUUCAAACUUGGCUAAGGCUGCUGGUUUGGCAACAAUGAUCUCCACAAUGCGACCUGAUAUUGAUAAUAUGGAUGAAUAUGUCCGAAAUACAACAGCUCGAGCCUUUGCUGUCGUUGCCUCUGCUUUGGGCAUUCCUUCUCUGUUACCCUUCUUGAAAGCUGUCUGUAAAAGCAAAAAAUCUUGGCAGGCUAGGCAUACUGGCAUCAAGAUUGUGCAGCAGAUUGCUAUUCUUAUGGGUUGUGCUAUCUUGCCUCAUCUCAGGAGCUUGGUUGAAAUUAUUGAACAUGGUCUGGUGGAUGAGCAGCAGAAAGUUCGUACCAUCAGUGCUUUGGCUAUUGCUGCUUUGGCUGAGGCAGCUACUCCCUAUGGUAUUGAGUCAUUUGAUUCUGUUCUGAAGCCUUUAUGGAAGGGUAUACGUCAACACAGAGGAAAGGGUUUGGCUGCCUUUUUGAAGGCUAUUGGUUACCUGAUUCCACUCAUGGAUGCUGAGUAUGCAAACUAUUACACCAGAGAAGUCAUGCUAAUCCUUAUCAGAGAGUUCCAGUCUCCUGAUGAAGAGAUGAAAAAAAUUGUGUUGAAGGUGGUAAAGCAGUGUUGUGGUACAGAUGGUGUUGAAGCAAACUACAUUAAAACAGAAAUCUUGCCACCUUUUUUCAAACACUUCUGGCAGCACAGAAUGGCAUUGGACAGAAGAAAUUACAGACAGUUGGUUGAUACAACUGUGGAGCUUGCAAAUAAAGUUGGAGCAGCAGAAAUUAUUUCUAGAAUUGUGGAUGAUCUGAAAGAUGAGGCUGAGCAGUACAGAAAAAUGGUCAUGGAAACAAUUGAGAAGAUAAUGGGAAAUCUGGGGGCGGCAGACAUUGAUCAUAAACUGGAAGAACAACUUAUUGAUGGUAUCUUGUACGCCUUUCAGGAACAGACCACAGAGGAUUCUGUGAUGCUGAAUGGUUUUGGCACAGUCGUUAAUGCUCUAGGCAAAAGAGUUAAGCCCUACCUGCCACAAAUCUGUGGUACAGUUUUGUGGCGUUUGAACAACAAAUCAGCUAAAGUUAGGCAGCAGGCUGCUGACCUGAUCUCUCGUACUGCAGUUGUCAUGAAGACCUGUCAAGAGGAAAAACUGAUGGGACACUUAGGUGUUGUGUUGUAUGAGUACCUGGGUGAAGAAUAUCCUGAAGUACUGGGCAGCAUACUUGGAGCACUUAAGGCCAUUGUGAAUGUUAUAGGUAUGCACAAGAUGACGCCACCAAUCAAAGAUCUGCUGCCACGGCUUACACCUAUUUUGAAGAACAGACAUGAGAAAGUACAGGAAAAUUGUAUUGAUCUUGUUGGGCGCAUUGCAGAUCGAGGUGCAGAGUAUGUUUCAGCAAGAGAAUGGAUGAGGAUCUGCUUUGAACUGCUUGAAUUAUUAAAAGCUCACAAGAAAGCUAUCAGAAGAGCCACAGUGAACACUUUUGGUUAUAUUGCGAAAGCUAUUGGACCUCACGAUGUAUUGGCUACACUGCUAAAUAACCUGAAAGUACAGGAAAGGCAGAACAGAGUAUGUACCACAGUAGCAAUCGCUAUUGUAGCUGAAACAUGCUCGCCUUUCACAGUGCUGCCUGCACUCAUGAAUGAAUACAGAGUUCCAGAACUGAAUGUCCAGAAUGGUGUGUUAAAAUCUCUUUCUUUCCUUUUUGAAUAUAUUGGAGAGAUGGGAAAAGAUUACAUUUAUGCUGUUACACCAUUGCUUGAAGAUGCUUUAAUGGACAG